Messenger RNA from Mugil cephalus (flathead mullet), 2535 nucleotides. RefSeq lists its product as uncharacterized. The record is from RefSeq and is a predicted model, not a curated record. The coding region runs from base 117 to 1703 and encodes 528 amino acids. Gene Ontology annotation, biological process: lipoprotein metabolic process; lipid transport. Gene Ontology annotation, cellular component: extracellular region; membrane. Gene Ontology annotation, molecular function: lipid binding. NCBI's taxonomy places the organism in Eukaryota, Metazoa, Chordata, Actinopteri, Mugiliformes, Mugilidae. The transcript is spliced from 4 exons.
GGAGGGGUUUAGUUAUUUCUUUAUAAGUGAGUCGAGUUCCAACCAGGUUUCAGUUUUUAUUAAUACAGUGAAGGUGAAACCUCAGUGAAGAGAUAAAGACUGCACAAAGGGAGGGCAUGAUGUCUCCAUCAAGGACUGAACUAGAGGAAGCCUUGUGUCGCUACAUGACGCACGCCCUCAUCUACAUCAACAUAGUGAGAGGAUUCUGUGAGGGGUUCUCUAUAUGGAAGGACUGGAGGGACGAGGAGGUCAACAUCAUAAAGGGCAUCAAAGACAGGGCUGACGAACUGAAAUUCAGUCAUGUUAGAGAGUCAGAAGACAAAGGCAAGGCCUUUCAGAAAUAUAUGAAGAGCAACUUGAGGCAUGUGUUUGCAGACAGGUGUGAAGAGUUGAGACAGGAGCUGGGUGGAGUGUUGAAGAACACCCUGAAAGGUCUGGAGAAGCUUGAUGGCUUCCUGGAUGCAGUGGAGAGGCUGGCUGUCACCUCACCACACAUCUUCAUGGAGAACCAGGUGUUACGCCUCCCUGAAGACUUCAGACAUGUUCAGGUUGUCAUCACUGCUGCGAGACGAGUCUGCCCUCGUCUGCUAGAGUUUAAAAGAGAUGCCAAAGACUUCUUCACUCCCAAACUUCAGAAUGUUGAAGUGUUGAUAUAUCAGCUGGACAAAUACGUGCAGACCACCCAGGAGAUCUGUGAGGAGUUGGAGAAAAGAUGCUUGAAGGUAUUUGGCCUGAAGCUGACCAACAAACCUGUGAUAGACAUGAAUGUGGAUUUGUCUGAAGAAGAGAUUCAGAGGAUGCUGCAUCACAUUAACCAUCUUCGUGAAAUCAGAGAAGACCAGAACUUCCGCACAGUCUUCUUGUUCCAGGACGUGUCUUGUUCUGAUUUCAUCCAUGAGUUCAACGAGCGACAGCCCAGGAUGCUGCAGUUUCUAGAGAAGCUGGAGGAAGCUGCUGUUCAGCUGGACAAAAUAAAAAAAGGGUCAAAGAUCUCCAGUGUGACAGGCAGCUCAGUGGGGGCAGUUGCAGGUGUGCUGUCCAUUGUUGGGUUUGCAUUAAUACCUGUCACAGCAGGAGUGUCUUCAGCUUUGAUUAUUUCUGGUCUGGCGUUGGGAGUCACCAGUGGAGUCAACAGUAUUGUCACCACCGCCACAGAAGGUGCAGUUAAUUAUAAACAACAAAAUAAAGCUGAUGAUGUCUAUCAGAGCUUCAUGGAAGAUGUGAAGUGUCUCCAAGAUUGUCUCGAGGAGGCAACCACGCAACCAAUCCCAAGUCUAGAAGCAAGUACAUUAGAUGGGGCCUUACCAGCAGUCAAGAUUGUUUUAAACGUUCCUAGUAUUGGAAAGGCUGUUGAUUCUAUUGUUGACGCUGCCUCUGCUGUUAAGCUGGUGGCCUUAGACAGAGCUCUCUUCAUCGGUGCGAAUGCUCUCUUCCUUGGCAUGGAUAUAUUCUUCAUAUGUAAAGACAGUGUCAGUCUGACCAAAGGCGCCAAGUCUGAAGUCUCACAAUUCAUCAGAGCCAGAGCUGAACUUUGGAGCUCUGAGAUGGACUCAUGGAAGAAGAUCCAUGAUUGUCUGAACAAAGGUCUGCAAACAUCAGAGGAAAAGUGUGCUGUCCUGGAGAAACCAUUUUAUCAUUUAGGAAAUUCACUGAAUCUGGUCACACCCAAACUAAAAUCAAAGAGAGUUGGUAAAGAUCAUUGACUGUUUAAAUAUGGAGGCAGAAGCACGUAGAGCUCCCCCUGGUGACUGGCUGCAGUAUAGGUCAUAAGCUCCACCCCUCCAUGUUAGUGGAUGGAAGUUAGGCCAAACUAUUAUUCUUUAAGGUUGAUUUCUGACAUUUUAGGUAUGGAUGAGUAUCGUGAAGGUUUUAUCUGAGGCCGAUACUGUGCCUGAACUGGUGUUUAAAAAAUACAAACUUUGCCCCAAAAUGGGGCUUUUUUAUUUUUAAAUCAUUUUGUGAGGUGCAAGUUGAAUAGAAUAUUGAUUUAAAUAACAUAAAUGUAACUAAAAAAAUAAAUGAACCAAUAAAAAAUAAAAUUCACGACAGACUGUUAUAAUGAUGUAAAAACAUAAUAAAAACAGUGGCGUGGGGUCUGUCAGGUUAUCAAAGAAAAAAAAGUCUAUGCGUAUCCAGGUAUUAACUCUCUUGCACAAUAUCUCCUUAGAGCGCUUGUUGCAGGUUACUUAUGAUGAGUCUGAGUCAAACCUUACCCCAGAUUUCCACCACAGCUCCACGGUCAGUCGUGACAAUUCAUGUAGGUAUUCUGGAGGUUCUUGCACAUUCAUUUCUUUCACUGAUUGAAGUUUUUAUUUAUUUAUUUUUUAAUUUCUGAAAUGUGUUAUAUUAAAUGUUGUGUUUUUUUUUUAAAUUCAUUUUUUAGGUCAAAUCAUGAUCUACAUACUUUUACUGAGCAGAGGAAUUGUGUUUCCAAAAUCAGCAUAAAAAACACAACUCACUUUACAGCUCAUUUAUGUCUGGAAAUUCAUUGUACAGAUCACUCAAUUAUAAAAGUAUAAUGAAAGAAAGAAUAAA